Messenger RNA from Asparagus officinalis (garden asparagus), 2124 nucleotides. Its product is annotated as E3 ubiquitin-protein ligase RFWD3-like. Gene Ontology annotation, molecular function: ubiquitin protein ligase activity; protein binding. Lineage: Eukaryota; Viridiplantae; Streptophyta; Magnoliopsida; Asparagales; Asparagaceae. The transcript has 14 exons. Gene Ontology annotation, cellular component: nucleus. Gene Ontology annotation, biological process: protein ubiquitination; interstrand cross-link repair. The record is from RefSeq and is a predicted model, not a curated record. Bases 46 to 1557 code for a protein of 503 amino acids.
GAGUCGCAGUUGGAUCAGCCGGCGACUGCAAAUUGCCCGAUUUGUAUGGAGCCUUGGACCUCUGAAGGUCCUCAUCGAGUCUGUUGUAUUCCUUGCGGACACGUGUAUGGUAAAUGCUGCUUAGAGAAAUGGCUACGGCGAUGUCGAAAGAGUGAUGGAAAGUGUCCACAAUGUAAUAGAAAGUUUAAGCAAAAGGAGAUUAUUAACUUAUAUGCACCUCUGGUUGUGGUUCCACAUGAUGAUAAAGAGAAGGAACUGCUAUCUUUAUGCGAAAAAAAUGAAAUCCUUAAGUUGGAGAACUCCAGGUUGCAAGAGGAAAUAAAGAAAUAUAAGAUGCAUUCUGUGAACUGUCCGAGCUCUGGGAGACAGAAAAUGCUACGGUUAGAGCCUGCAUCGUCAGGAGGGUCCCAGAGAAGGCUAUGUGCAUAUCCUGAUGAGAGAUUGAACUCUUCAGCACAAUUCUUGUCUGAGAACAGGUUUGUCUCCCAGGACUUUCGUCAAAAUGAAUCUCGUUGCUGCAACUUUGUUUUACAGAAGGAGUUCAGGUUAGAUGGUGCCCGAGUUAUUGGAAUAGAUGCAUCCAGUCAGAUUUUAAUAAUAGCAGGAAAGGCACCCGGAUUUAUUGGAGAGCAUGUUCUUAGCAAGAUUAGUUUAUUAGGUCCAAAUCCAAUUGAAAUAGAUAAAGUUCAGCUUCCUUCCAACACCGGGGUUAUUAGAGAUAUGUGUAUCCUUCCCAGUGGACAUGUACUUCUCGCGUCACUUGGGAAGAGAUUAUCACUUGUUAGUAUGGCAAGCAACAACUGUGUACUCAAAUAUGACUUACCGGGUCCUGCCUGGUCAUGUUCUGGAGGUGUCCAUAAUCCAUAUCAUAUUUAUGCUGGAUUGCAGAGCGGCAUGCUUCUGGUGUUUGAUUUACGCCAAACUUCAGGACAUUUGUACUCGAUGGAUGGUUUGUCUAGGCAUCCUAUACACACUAUCCAUUCAGUUUUGCACAUGAACAGUACAAGACAACUCAUUACUGCUUCUUCUGCUGGACCAUGUGUUUGGGAUAUUGGUGGUAGUGGGGAAAGACCCUUCUUAAUACCAGAAACUGACAAAUAUGGUGUAUGCAUAUCACUUGCUUGCAGCAGUUCAAGUGAUGAUUUAGUAGCCUCUUUUCGUCCUAAAGUUGAUUUCUCUAGUGAUAUCAUUUCUUCACAGAGUCCAAUAUCACCUUCACCAACACUUUCUACAUCAGGGAAGUUAGGUUCUCAUGUCCUCAUAAAGAGGAUAAAUGGUGCAUCAUUCGAGACUUAUUCAAUGGGAACUGGUAAUGUAAGCGAGGUUAGAAUGUCGAAAUCUGCAAUUAUAUCCACUGACGGCAAUGCCCCAUUGUUCGCUUGUGGGGAUGAAUUAUCACGCAGAGUAUGUUUAUGGAACUUGCCACAAUUUCAAGUGCACAACUAUCUCAGGCCACAUCCACAGCCCAUUCUGGAUUUGAAGUACGCAAGAGGCACUGGUCCUGGUUUUCUUGGCUGUAUAAGUGAGGACAUGUGUCAAGUUUUCACUUGUUUCUAAUUCCUUUGACAAUUGCAUAAAUCAUGCUCAGUUUUCUUUGGAAUUCAACAUCCUUUCAAGUGCACAAUCUUCUUGUGCCACAUCUGAAGUUCACAUUGAUUUUGGAGUAAACUCAUCCUUCAAAUGCACUCAGCCAUAUAGGCAACUCAUACGUGUAUUGGUGUACGUGCAUGCCGCUGGCCCAGUUUCCUAGGCUUAUCUGGAGAUGCAAAUUCUUCACACUGUUUGAUAUGUAAUACCAUUCUGAUCCCUGAAGAAUGGACAAAGGGCUCCCAGUAGUAGGCUUCUCUGCUUCAUGAAGGUACAUAACUUGUUGUAUACUAUUUCUCUCUUCUAAGUUUAAAGUAGAUCUAUAGCACAAUGCUAAUUACUGCUUAAUGCAAUUUGUUCUGUGAGUGCCCAGUGAUACUAUUUUUCUCUUGUAUCCGUCUUCCUCAUGGAACUCGAGUAUGUAUUUGUUGCUUGAAAUGCCCACAUUGUACUUCUCUUGUAAAACGUUGAAGUCUUCUCACAGGUUGAUGUGAAAUAAUUUACAUAUAUGCCAAACCGAGUCAUGAUUUUUCAUUC